AUGUAUGGGCGCCGCGUGUACGGCGCUUUCGUCGCGAACUUUUCCGGCGUCGAGCUCUCCUGGCGGACUUUCGCGUCCGAUUGCGCAAUGGAAUUAAGCUGUCACGCGCGAGUCUAUCUCGGCGAUAAACAAGACAAUAAAUAUCCGAACGAGAACGCGACAUCGGCUAAAGUUAUGCCGAAAAGUUUCGACAUUGACCCGAGCGCCAGCACACGCGUGUCCCCGCCGCCGAAAAGUCGGAGCGGGGUCGAAAUUCGUGCUGUGCCGACACGGUGGCCGAGCGCACGGUCGACUCCCACCGCCCCGAGUGGCCGACGGAGGGCGGGCGGAUGCCGGGGCGCCGCGACCUCGUCCCGCCGGGGCGAAGUCUGGAGGUCGCAACAGCGACGCCCGCCCUACGCCGAUGCGGAUCACGAGGGCGAUUAU
This is a messenger RNA of Iphiclides podalirius (scarce swallowtail), 426 nucleotides long. The record is from the annotation of a GenBank genome assembly. Lineage: Eukaryota; Metazoa; Arthropoda; Insecta; Lepidoptera; Papilionidae.